Molecule: messenger RNA, 3128 nt
Organism: Cotesia congregata
Lineage: Eukaryota; Metazoa; Arthropoda; Insecta; Hymenoptera; Braconidae
Source: the annotation of a GenBank genome assembly
AUGGCAGAUCAAGAUUCAAUAGUAGUUAUUGACUCUGAUGACGAGCAAACAGUAAAUAAAUCAAAUGAUUAUAUUAAAAAAAAGCUUCGUAUUAAUAAAUUAAUUCCUGAAUCUGAUGAUGAAGGGGAGUCGGAUAAUAUUCUCGAGGAAAGUAUUAUUUGCAAACCAAACACGAGUAGAAAAAAAAUAAACAGAAUUUUGUCAGAUUCUGAGGAUGAAAUGAAUGAAGAUCAUGAUAUGGAUGUUGUCGAAAUGAAUAUUCGAAAAGCAAUACGUAGAAGUAUCCACAAAAUUGCUCAUUAUGAAUCUAGUUCGUCGGAUGAUGAUGGUAGUAAUGGAAACGAUCAAGAACUUGAGUGUAAAAAUCAUAAUACAUCACCGAGUGAUGACCAUAUCAAGAAAAUGUUGAUGACCGUGUUGAUCAUAGUCGAAAACAUUUGAAUCGUGGAAAAAAAAUGUUAACAUCCAAAAAUGAUACAAGUAAAAACCAUAACCUACGCGUAAUUAGUGAGAGUGAUGAUGAUGAUAAUGAUGAUGUAGAUAGUAGCAAAAACACAACAAAUACAAAUUACCAUGUUAGUUAUGAGAGUGAAAUCAAUAGUAAGAACAAAAAUGACGAUAGUGCGAUCCUUAAAACUCCAACGAAAAAAGAUAGUAUCGACGACAAUGAUUCUCAUAAAUCUAUCAAUUCAUCAAGUGGAAUAAUGAGUAGCAACGAUCAUACCAGAGAUGAAUAUGAAAUAAAUGAUGAGGAUAGUAUUCAUCAAGACGAUACACCCCGAGAGACUGUUAUAUUUAAUCAUGAUAAGCAACCUCCAGCUACUGAUAAUGAAGAAAAAAAACCACCAAAGCGAUCAUUAACCAAGCCAACAACUAGAAGUGAAAUAAAAAAAGAAAUUAAACGUCUUACAACCGAUAUCGAAAGAUCAAAGAUAUUUUUAAUGCAAGGUAAUUGCGAAUUACUUCCUGAUGGAGGAAAAAAUAUAAGGAAAUCUAUACUGAAAAAUCAAGAGAGUUUAAAUGAGUAUAAAAAGCAGCUUGAACAAAUGGAAGACAACAAUUCCAGUGUCGCAUCCACAGAUUUGAGUCAUAAUCUUUCAUCUGACAAAGAAAAUUCCAUGAAUUACCCUAAUUAUAAUCCCCACAAUUCCCCCAGCGUCAAUUCGCCAGAAGUAAACUCCAAUAGCUUGAAUUUUGAUCGUAAAAAAUUGUUGAAACCCACUGCAAAUACAGUCACUGAAGGAUUAGGAAAACGAGCAUUGGAAACUUUUCAAAAAGAACAAGCGUUGACAGUGGAACGUCUAGAACAUCUUCAUGGAUCGUUAAUAUCACAACCCAGUGAAAAUGAACAAGUUAAAGACCCUAAAGGACUAGUAAUACAUCUUAUGCCUCAUCAAAAACAUGCUUUAGCUUGGUUAACAUGGCGCGAGAAACAAAAACCUCCAGGUGGUGUACUUGCUGAUGACAUGGGACUUGGUAAAACGCUCACAAUGAUAUCAUUGGUGAUUAAAUCACUUGCAGAUAGCUCAAUUGAUGAUGAUGUCUAUGAUGGUGAUAACAUUGAAAAUCAAGAGUGUAAAUAUCAAGGGGGAACCAUAGUUGUGUGUCCUGCCUCGCUGAUUAACCAGUGGAAAAAUGAAAUAGAUACACGAUGCAAACGUGGAGUCCUUGUCACUGAAGUUUAUCAUGGUAAUAAUCGCGAAAAAGUUCCAAGACGUCUUGCUCGUAAUGAUAUAGUCAUUACAACGUAUAAUUUAUUAGUACGCGAGUCAAAAAACAAUGGUCAACUUUUUCAAAUCCAAUGGAAACGAGUCAUUUUAGAUGAAGCUCAUGCGAUUCGUAAUCAUAAAAGCCAAGCUUGUGAAGCAGUCUGUCAGCUGAAAGCUAAAAAACGGUGGGCACUCACGGGCACACCAAUUCACAACAAAGGAAUGGAUAUAUUUGCGAUUUUGAAGUUCUUAAAAUGCUCACCGUUCGACGAUAUACGAAUUUGGAAGCGUUGGGUCGAAAACAAGAGUGAUGCUGGUGUGGAAAGGCUUGCCAUGGUGAUGAAAUCUUUAAUGCUUCGCCGUACUAAAAAUGAACUUAUUAAUAAAGGUGACAUUGAUUCUUUACCGGAAAAACAUUUGGAAAUUAUAAAAAUUUCUUUAGAUAAAGACGAACGUCUUGUAUAUGAUAAAGUUAUGAUGUAUUCUCGAACAUUUUUUGCUCAAUUUCUACAUCAGCGGGCAGAAAAAGAAGCUCUUGUUCCACUUGGUGUUGCGAAUAAAUUUAAAAAUAGUUUUAAUAAAGCACAGCAGCAAUUGUUAGCGAGACAUGCUGAUGUUCAAACAUUUGAAAUUUUAGUUCUUCUUCUUAGACUUCGUCAAAUUUGUUGUCAACCUUCAUUGAUUCACGAUAUGUUAGACAAACAGGAAAUUGAGAUUGAUGGAGCCGAUGGAGGUGAAUAUUCUGGCCAAUCGCAAAACAAUCUUGUUGCUCAACUGGAAGGCUUAAAUAUUUCUAGGGACGCUUCUGACAAAGGCGAAGAAAAUGAAGCAGUUGGAGUUGAUAAACGCAUUUCUGAGCAUCUCUUAACAUCAGAAAAUCCAGUGUUCAAUCCAAAACGAUGUAGUUCAAAGUUGACUGUAAUCCUUAAUUUAGUGCGUGAUAUCUUAGCGAAACGGGAAAAACUCAUAAUAGUAUCACAAUGGUCAACUUAUCUUCAAAUAAUUGGUGAGAAUUUACGUACUGUACCCGGUGCUACAUUUGAAAUGUUUACGGGGGCAGUCGCCGUAAAAAAUCGUCAAGGUAUCAUAAAUUCUUUUAAUAAAGAAAAAAAUCCUAAAAUUAUGUUGUUAUCGCUUUGUGCGGGUGGCGUUGGUCUUAAUUUAGUUGGUGCAAACCACUUAAUUCUUGUUGAUAUACAUUGGAAUCCUCAAUUAGAAUGUCAAGCUUGUGACCGCAUUUAUCGUAUUGGACAGAAAAAAAAUGUGUAUAUUUAUAAACUUAUAUGCAAUGAUACAAUUGAAGAAACCAUCCAAAAAUUACAAGAAGAAAAAUUAUCUUUGGCUAAUUCGAUAUUAACCGGUAAAAACAAGGAAAGCUCAAAAAUAUCAGUACAAGAUUUAAUGACUAUGUUUUCAUAA